Messenger RNA from Ctenocephalides felis (cat flea), 1869 nucleotides. RefSeq names its product FGGY carbohydrate kinase domain-containing protein. Gene Ontology annotation, molecular function: phosphotransferase activity, alcohol group as acceptor; kinase activity. The record is from RefSeq and is a predicted model, not a curated record. Gene Ontology annotation, biological process: carbohydrate metabolic process. Lineage: Eukaryota; Metazoa; Arthropoda; Insecta; Siphonaptera; Pulicidae.
AUUAACUCAUACAUAUAAAUGCGGAACAAAUAUUAAAGAGAUUAUUUAAAUGUCAUGAAGUUUAUCGACAUAACCUAAAAAUAACAUUCUGUUAGAAGAUACAACAAACGCGUUCAAGAUAUUCUUUUAAAUCUUUUUGUUGGUGUUAUUUGUGUGCUAAUUAGUGUAAUAAUAGUGUUUUGGGUUAAAUAAUUUGAAUUGUUUAACACUAUGGAUUAUUACAUUGGUGUGGACGUGGGAACUGGAAGCGCCAGGGCCGCAUUGGUCGAUUCUAGAGGUCACGUCCUGCACACCAGUGUGGAACAAAUAACGACAUGGAAUCCGGAACCAAAUUUCUACGAACAGUCCUCUGAAGAAAUUUGGUCUAAAGUCAAAAAAGUGAUCAAAAACGUGAUUCACAAGGACGAAAAAAUUGACAAGACUCGAAUUAAAGGCUUAGGAUUUGCUGCAACUUGCUCUCUAGUCGUCCUGAACGAGGAUUUUAAAAAUUUAACGGUUUCCAAAAGCGGAGACGAUGGGAGGAAUAUUAUAUUGUGGAUGGAUCACAGAGCAUCAAAAGAAGCAAACCUAAUAAAUUCCACGAACCAUCCAGUUCUCAAGCAAGUUGGCGGUAAAAUUUCGUUGGAGAUGGAAAUUCCUAAGUUGUUGUGGCUGAAAAAUAAUUUACCUGAUACUUGGUCUAAGUCUGGACAUUUUAUGGAUUUGGCCGAUUUUCUUACAUUCAAGGCGACUGGUGCAACCACCAGAAGUCUUUGUACGCUGGUGUGCAAAUGGUGCUACCAGUCAGGUGAAGCUCAACCAGAAAAAUCAGGUUGGCCUCUCGACUUCUUCCAACAAAUUGACUUGACUGAUCUUUGCCAGAGCAGAAAAAUUGGUGAUAAAGUUAUACCACCAAAAACAUUUUGUGGUGUUCUCAAAAGCGAUCUUUUAGGAAUAUUUUGGUUUAUCCAGUUGCAAAAAGUGGCAGUAUCGUCUGGACUGAUAGAUGCUCAUUCGGGAGCCUUGGGACUAUUGAGUACACGAAAUGAUAAAGUCACAGAUGAUUGCAGGAAGAAACUGAGUCUUAUUUGUGGUACUUCAACAUGUCAUAUGAUCGUCCAGGAUUCCUACAAAUUCACUCCCGGUGUCUGGGGUCCUUACCACAACGCCAUAUUCGAAAAUAUGUACCUAAGUGAGGCUGGACAAAGUGCAACUGGCAAACUUUUAGAUUUUGUUGUGCAAAACCAUGCAGCUUACCACAAAAUUCUAGAAAUUGUCGAUAAUGACGAAAAUAGAGUUUACGAGUUCUUGAACAAACAUUUGGAACAAUUGGCCGAAGCAAAGAUGCUGGACAACGUUUGAUAUUUGACGAAGGAUUUACAUGUUUGGCCUGAUUUUCAUGGGAACAGGUCACCUAUUGCUGAUUCCACACUAAAAGGUAUGUUAUGUGGUCUAACAAUGACCUCAGAUAUAGAAAAUCUGGCUUUGUUAUAUUUGACAACUUUGCAGUCGUUAUGCUAUGGUACCAGGCAUAUUAUUGAGAAAUUAGAAAAAGCUGAAGUGGGUCCUAUAGAGAUCUUGUUAAUUUGUGGAGGUCUCUCGAAUAAUUCUUUAUUCGUUCAGACACAAGCUGAUGUUUGCGGAUUGCCCAUGCUGAUACCCGAGGAAAAGGAAUCUGUUUUGAUAGGUGGUGCAAUAUCUGGUGCAACAGCCUAUCGACAAAUGCAACAAGGAAAAGUGCAAAUAGAUUUGUUCGAAAACAUGGGCUGCCGAGGUGAAUUGAUCGAGCCGAUUUUUGGAGAUGUCGCCAAAUUCCAUUUGAAAAAAUACAGAGUAUUUUUGGAAAUGGUGAACGACCAAUAUAAAUACAGGAGGAUGAUGGAACUGUGA